Molecule: messenger RNA, 4960 nt
Organism: Hippopotamus amphibius kiboko
Lineage: Eukaryota; Metazoa; Chordata; Mammalia; Artiodactyla; Hippopotamidae
Gene: ZZZ3
Product: zinc finger ZZ-type containing 3
Exons: 15
Coding region: 563-3175 (870 amino acids)
Molecular function (GO): zinc ion binding
Source: RefSeq, a predicted model, not a curated record
CCCACCUGGAAGCGCCCCGGCGCCGCUGUCGAGCUUCCUGCGGCGGCGGCCACACGAGCCAGUGCCGUGGCGGGGGCGGAGAGCGGCCACAGCGGCGGCGCCUCCCGGAGUGGCCUGCGGCGCUCGGCCCCGCGCGAAAGAUACCAAGUUGUGCUAGUACAGCCAUAUAAAUAAUUAAUACGUGAAGUCUCAAUGUAACAUGGACAUUAACAGUGAUGACAGAUAAAUGCAGACGCUUGGGAAUCAAAUACUAGGCGAAACACUGUAAAAAAAAGUGUAUUAGGCUUCUUAAAAGAAGCUUAAUCUGCCUAAUCAUCUGAAUGAUCCUGUUUAUCUUAAUACUGAUAGGACUCAGAUAAAGGAAUUUAGGAAGUUCUAGUAUUCUCCAUGGCUGAAGCUGAGAGUCUGAAACCCUGAUGCUUAAGCUCUAUUCUAGAUCAUAGCUCCAACUCCUUCAGGAUAUAAAGAAAAGAGAUAAUAUUUCCACAAUGAUAGAUCUUUGGUUGUACAGGUUUCCCAAUGAGUGGAUCAUGAUGACCGUAUUGUAGGGACUUGCCAUAGUAUGGCUGCUUCCCGAUCUACUCGUGUUACAAGAUCAACAGUGGGGUUAAACGGCUUGGAUGAAUCUUUUUGUGGUAGAACUUUAAGGAAUCGUAGCAUUGCUCAUCCUGAAGAAAUCUCUUCUCAUUCUCAAGUACGAUCAAGAUCACCAAAGAAGAGACCAGAGCCGGUGCAAAUUCAGAAAGGAAGUAAUAAUGGAAGAACUACUGAUAUAAAACAGCAAAAUACUCGAGAAUCAUGGGUAAGCCCUAGGAAAAGAGGACUUCCUUCUUCAGAAAAAGAUAACAUAGAAAGGCAGGCUGUAGAAAAUUGUGAGAGAAGGCAAACAGAACCCGUUUCACCAGUUUUAAAAAGAAUUAAGCGUUGCCUUAGAUCCGAAGCACCAAACAGUUCAGAAGAAGAUUCACCUAUAAAAUCAGACAAGGAGUCAGUAGAACAGAGGAGUACAGUAGUGGACAAUGAUGCAGAUUUUCAAGGGACUAAACGAGCUUGUCGAUGUCUUACACUGGAUGAUUGUGAGAAAAGGGAAAUUAAAAAGGUGAAUGUCAGUGAGGAAGGGCCACUUAAUUCUACAGUAGUUGAAGAAAUCACAGGCUAUUUGGCUGUCAAUGGUGUUGAUGACAGUGAUUCAGCUGUUAUAAACUGUGAUGACUGUCAGCCCGAUGGGAACACUAAACAAAAUAGCACUGGUUCCUAUGUGUUGCAGGAGAAAUCAGUAGCUGAAAAUGGGGAUUCGGAUACCCACACUUCAAUGUUCCUUGAUAGUAGGAAGGAGGACAGUUAUAUAGACCAUAACGUGCCUUGCACAAAUUCAGAAGUGCAGGUCAAGUUGGAGGACCACAAAAUAGUAACUGCCUGCCUGCCUGUGGAACAUGUUAAUCAGCUGACUACUGAGCCAGCUACAGGCCCCUUUCCUGAAAUUCAUUCAUCUUUAAGGGAUUCUGAGGAGGAAGUAGAUGUGGUGGGAGAUAGCAUUGCCUCAAAAGAGAAGUGUAAUGAAAACACCAAUAACGCCCUGGACACAAGUCUUGAGAGUAUGCCAGUCUCCGGAGAACCAGAACCAUCUUCUGUUCUAGACUGUGUUUCGGCUCAAAUGAUGUCUUUAUCAGAACCUCAAGAACAUCGGUAUACUCUGAGAACUUCACCACGAAGGGCGGCCCCUACCAGAGGUAGUCCCACUAAAAACAGUUCUCCUUGCAGAGAAAAUGGACAAUUUGAGGAGAAUAAUCUUAAUCCCAGUGAAACAAAUGCAACUGUUAGUGAUAAUAUAAGUGAGCCUCUCACAAAUCCUGACGAAAUUUCUCACAAUGAAAAAGGCAUAUGUUGUGACUCUGAAAAUUACAGGAGUGAAGGACUAAAUAAGCCAUCCUCAGAGACAAGACUCAAUAUUGGACACUUGCCAUCUGCCAAAGAGAGUGCCAAUCCGCACAUUACUGAAGAGGAAGAUGAUGAUCCUGAUGUUUAUUACUUUGAAUCAGAUCAUGUGGCACUGAAACACAACAAAGAUUAUCAGAGACUGUUACAGACCAUUGCCGUACUCGAGGCUCAACGUUCUCAAGCAGUCCAGGACCUUGAAAGUUUAGGCAGACAUCAGAGAGAAGCACUAAAAAAUCCCAUUGGAUUUGUGGAAAAACUCCAGAAGAAGGCUGAUAUAGGGCUUCCAUAUCCACAGAGAGUUGUUCAGUUGCCCGAGAUUGUAUGGGACCAGUAUACCAAUAGCCUUGGGAACUUUGAAAGAGAAUUUAAAAAUCGUAAAAGACAUACUAGGAGAGUUAAGCUAGUUUUUGAUAAAGUAGGUUUACCUGCUAGACCAAAAAGUCCUUUAGAUCCUAGGAAGGAUGGAGAGUCCCUUUCAUACUCUAUGUUGCCUUUGAGUGAUGGUCCAGAAGGCUCAAACAGUCGUCCUCAGAUGAUAAGAGGACGCCUGUGUGAUGAUACCAAACCUGAAACAUUUAAUCAGUUGUGGACUGUUGAAGAACAGAAAAAGCUUGAACAACUACUCCUGAAAUACCCUCCUGAAGAAGUAGAAUCCCGACGCUGGCAGAAGAUAGCAGAUGAACUGGGCAAUAGGACAGCAAAGCAGGUUGCCAGCCGAGUGCAGAAGUAUUUCAUAAAACUAACUAAAGCUGGCAUUCCAGUCCCAGGCAGAACACCAAACUUAUAUAUAUACUCCAAAAAGUCUUCAACAAGCAGACGACAGCACCCCCUUAAUAAGCAUCUCUUUAAACCUUCCACUUUCAUGACUUCCCAUGAACCACCAGUGUAUAUGGAUGAAGAUGAUGAUCGAUCCUGUUUUCAUAGUCACAUGAACACUGCUAUCGAGGAGGCAUCAGAUGAAGAAAGUAUUCCUAUUAUGUAUAGGAGUUUACCUGAAUAUAAGGAACUAUUACAGUUUAAAAAGUUAAAAAAACAGAAACUUCAGCAAAUGCAAGCUGAAAGUGGAUUUGUGCAACAUGUGGGCUUCAAGUGUGAUAACUGUGGCAUAGAACCUAUCCAGGGUGUUCGGUGGCACUGCCAGGAUUGUCCUCCAGAAAUGUCUUUGGAUUUCUGUGAUUCUUGUUCAGACUGGAAGAAGAAAAAGAAAACCCUUUUCCUCUACAGUUCAAGUAGCUGAUUAAAUGGAAUUUUGAGCAUGAUGUCACAUUUAGCUCCAUGAGGACAGAGACCAUCCAUGUCUAUCUUUAUCCUGAGGGCCUGGCUCUUAGUAGGUUCUCAAUAAAUAUUUAUUGGUAGUAGGACCAACGUUUUGGUUACAUUUUUUCUCUAGCAAGUUAGAGAAACCACCUAUGCCUGAGUGUGUUUAUGAGUGCACUGUGGGACCCUUAGAGGGUUUGCCUCCAGAGAUCUCCUUUACAGGGCUCUGGGAAGACUAAAGGAUUAUUACAUUCUAUCUUAUCUGGGGGAUGUGGUUCAAACCUGGGUGGCUGAAAUUUUGGUUCUCUUUGGAACCCCAUUCUCUGCCCUGUUUUUAGAGUGAUGUAAUGGAAACUAGCACGGGAAUUCUGGGUCCUAGUUUCAGUUGUGGAAGUGAGACACUGAAAAAACGUUGAGAGAGAACUGCCUUUUAUUGAGCACUAGGAACUAAUAAAUGAUUUACAUGUAUUAUUAACCCGUUAAUCCUCACAACACCUCUGAGGUUGCUUACUAUUGUGACCUCCACUGUACAGAUUAGAAAACUAAGGUUCAGAGGAUUUAAAUGUUAGCUUUCCAUAAUGAUUGCUGUGUGUGGGCCUAAGGAUACAGAGCCUUGUGCUUCUGAAGCUUAUAUUCUAAUGCCGAAGACCUGCAGUGAACAAGUAAGUAAAAAAUACUGUGUAAUUUUACACAGAGAUAAAUGCUGUGAAGAAAAAUAAUGCUUGAAAAAAAGUGAUAAAAGAAUCGUGACCAGUCUGCCAUUUAGAGGGAAUAGUCAAAGAACACCUCAACAACAAGGGUAAAUUUGAACAGAGACCUAGAUGGAGUCAGGGAAUUAGCCUUGUGGAUAAUCUGAAGGAAGAGGCAGAAGGAUAGAAAGGGCAAGGACCCUGAUCCAGUAGAGAGUUUGGCUUGUGCAGGCAACGUUAAGGGGGCCAUUGUAACUUGAAUCAAAUGAGCAAGAAGAGAGUGUAGUUGUUGGGGUGAGAGAGAGUACAGGGCCAGAUCAGGUGAGGCCUUGAAUGUAGAUCCUUGUAAAGGAGUUUGGACUGUGUUCUGAUGUCUUCUACAUGUAGACAAGGUCUUCUUCGAGGAGGAGAGACCUCCAAGGUCCUUUCCUGCUUUAAAAUCCUGUGACUUUAGUGAUGUCAUGUCAAGCCAUUCAAAUCAGUAAACCUGUUUUAACAGUUCUGUAGAAGACUGCCUCUAGAUAAUUCUUCCGGGCGAAGCCAUUUACCCCUGCUGAUCUUUUACAAGAGGGCAGCCAACUGCAUCCAUAAAAGCCAUGGCUGGGCUUGUCUGCUGCCCUGCUGUCUCUCAGAGCUGUGGUGGGCAUGGACUGUGUUUACCAAUAUGUGAUAUGUGUUUAAAUAAUGUUAAUCCCUACAAAGAAUCAUUUUGUGUUUUCUGGCACAACUGAUAGUUUUCAUCCUGUAACUCUCUUUUUCUAAUCUGCUCAAAUAUUCCUUGUGCUCCCCUGUAGAGAGUGUUACAACUCGGGAUAGUAAUAAAGUAUUUGAUAACUGUGUGAGUUGUAGGAACAUGCCCCUUUUUGUUAAUAGAGGUGUAAUUGUAACCAAAGACAUUUAAUUUCUUCUUUAGCAAACACUGACAUUUCUGUUUAAGAAUGACUGCUAGAGUAAUAGGAAAUAUGAAAAUUACCAUGUAUCGUGAAUACACUGAGAGUUCUCUCUGUAAUAGCUCAAAACUGAUCUAUGGCCAAAAUUAAAACCAUAUGAGCAUAUCAUAAAUCUCAACUAUUACU